AUGGCUACAGCUUUAAGGUCAAUAUCAUCGACAUUUCAAAAACAUGGAAAAACAAUUAUUCAAGAGCGAUUUAUUCCACAGAUUGAGAGACAAGUUGCCUGCCUGUCAACCACAGCUUGUUGCAUGUCUGAUGAAAAAAAAGGAACAAACCAUAAUUAUAUCGUGAAUCCAAUGUUCUAUAAUCGUAAUCCAAGGUCUCUAGAGUUCAUGGGACUUGCUAGGAAACAGAAAGGUUGGCGUUUUCAGGCUCCCCGCAAUGACUACUACCACAAAUUAGUGUUUGAAAAAACAAACUGGAACAUUCAUGCUUACAUUGUCCACUCAUCUGGAGAGAUUGUUGUAUCAGCUUCUACAAAAGAAUGGGCCAUCAGAAAAUAUCUCUAUAGUUGUACUGAUGUGACAGCAGCCAAGAAUCUUGGUUAUGUCUUAGCUCAACGUUGUCUUAAUGCUGGUCUGACUCACGUCUUCUAUGAUGACACAUAUGACACUAACAAGUCAGAAAAGUUGCUUUCUUUCUUGGCUGCUGUACAAGAAGGACAGUUGUGUUUAGAAGAACCAGAUUUGCCAGAUCCUCCUUUCGCUUUUUUUUUUUUUUUUCUGUCAUUGGAAUUUUUUUUUUUUGUCUUUUCUUUUUACUCUUCCCCUCUUUUUGUCUCUACUUUUUCUUUUUUCUCCUCUAACUUUUUUUCUCUUCUUCCCCUCUCUUUUGUCUCUCCUCUUCUGUUCUUCCUAUCCCUUCUGUGUCUCUUUUUCUCUCUUCUUCCCUCCCCCUUUGCCUCUCUUUUUCUCUCUUCUUCCUCUCCCUUUUGUCUCUCCCUUUCCCUCUUCCUCCCCUCCUUUUUGUAUCUCCCUUUCCCACUUAUUCCCUUCCCAGUAAGCCACUCUCUCUAUUUUCUUCCACACUUUCUUCUUUUUCAACCUCUUUGUCCCACAUUCUUUCUCUUUCUUCCUUUUCUCUCUACCUCUUGCACUCUUUCAUUUGGGCCCUCUUACUCUUUCUUCCCUUUAUUUGUUUACUUUCUUCUUUGUCACCUAUUUAUUGGACCCUUUCUUAUCUAUCUAUCUAUCGAUCUCCCUCUCUCCCUUCUUUCUCUUCUGUCUUCACAGACUUAUGGUCAUAUCAAGUAG
Molecule: messenger RNA, 1128 nt
Organism: Acanthosepion pharaonis
Lineage: Eukaryota; Metazoa; Mollusca; Cephalopoda; Sepiida; Sepiidae
Source: the annotation of a GenBank genome assembly